Molecule: messenger RNA, 951 nt
Organism: Scutellospora calospora
Lineage: Eukaryota; Fungi; Glomeromycota; Glomeromycetes; Diversisporales; Gigasporaceae
Source: the annotation of a GenBank genome assembly
AUGCCGAAAGCGAACACACUAAAAAAUCGAUAUUACAAACCUACCAGUAGUGAAAUCGAUGAAAUUAUUAGAAGCAUAAUUCCUAAGAAUACCUGUAGAGCAACAUCUAAAUGGGUUAAGAUUUUAGAAAACUGGUGCCAUGAUGUAGGAUAUGAUUAUGGAAUCGAAAUUAUUACUGAUAAAAAUCAGCUUGAAUGUGAAAUGACUGAAUUCAUUUUAGGAAUUCGACAAAUUAAUACCAAUAAGAAAAAUUUGAAUGCACUUGUUAUAUCUGUCCUACCUGAUUCUGAAGAUUUGCAAGGCCCUAAUUCAUGGUAUCUUGAUGAAAGGCUAGACGAUAAAACGUGUAGAUCAUUUAUAAAAACACUAUAUAGCACAGUUGGAAUUAAUAUAGGUGAUCGUGAUAUUGUUAACUAUUCAGGCCAGUCAACUCCUAUUACUUUUCUUUUUCAGAAGGGAGUUCCUAUGGGUACUACUAUGUCUAUUACUAGACAUAAAAGUGAAUUAUCUUACCAAAUUUAUGCACGACCUUCUGAUAAGCAACAUGAAGAUGCAUUAUCAUUACUAAUUGAUAGUGUUGGAACUUUACCUUCUAAUUCUCAAGAAGAAUCAAUUAAUACGAAUAUCAGCUUUUCUCAAGAUAACAGUUUGCAAAGUGAAGUUGAAAUUGAAAUGGAUGCUAUUCCUACUAAGCACAAGAAUUCUUUUGAACCUAUGUCUCUAAUCAGUCCUACCUUGAUAAAACUAUUUCAUCAACCAUUGCAAACAAGUUCAAAAACAAACUAUUCAAUGUAUGUUAAUGCUUUAAAACGAAAUCCCACAAUUAGUAGACAACAAAUUCUCUAUAAAAACUCUUAUGAAAAUAGUAAUAGUACUUCUUAUGAGGAUAGUGCUUCAGGUACUGUCGUGAAGAAUUACUACAUUAAUGCACAAACUGUUAAUAUUAGUUAA